GAGGAUAGCUUCCCCUGCUCCCUAGCACCAACGCAGGCUGAAGAGAGAGAGAGAGGCUACGAGCGUUAGCUGCACACAAUGACAUUUGUACUGAGGAGCGUCUUCUAGCGAAGGAGAACGGGGAGACACGACUGAAACAACUAUACCGACCCGAAAUCGAACAAGCCCAAUAUCACCCUGAUUGGGUUUGGGGAAGAGGACAGGGCACUGCUGGUGUCGGUGCGGAAAAAAGACACAGUAACCCAUUUAACGCCUUUGCGAACCUCGGCGUAAACCAUAGGCGAACAUGUCAUCGGGAAAGGAGGGUAGCGCCCUACAUGCCAACUAUGUGGGACCCUAUCGCUUGGAAAAGACCCUAGGAAAAGGGCAAACAGGCCUGGUGAAGCUAGGAGUCCACUGCGUAACGUGUCAGAAGGUGGCCAUAAAGAUUGUCAACCGGGAGAAGCUCAGCGAAUCAGUCCUCAUGAAGGUGGAACGAGAAAUAGCAAUUCUGAAGCUGAUUGAGCAUCCACACGUCUUAAAACUACAUGACGUCUAUGAAAAUAAGAAGUACUUGUACCUGGUGCUGGAGCACGUGUCCGGGGGGGAACUGUUUGACUACUUGGUGAAGAAGGGCCGCCUCACCCCCAAAGAGUCCCGCAAGUUCUUCAGACAGAUCAUCUCGGCACUGGACUUCUGCCACAGCCACUCCAUAUGCCAUCGAGACCUGAAACCUGAAAACCUUCUGUUGGAUGAGAAGAACAACAUCCGCGUGGCAGACUUCGGCAUGGCUUCCCUGCAGGUCGGCGACAGCCUCCUGGAGACCAGCUGUGGAUCUCCUCACUAUGCAAGCCCAGAGGUCAUAAGGGGAGAGAAGUAUGAUGGUCGAAAGGCAGAUGUCUGGAGUUGUGGCGUCAUUCUCUUUGCACUUUUAGUGGGCGCGCUGCCGUUUGACGACGACAACCUGCGGAAUCUUCUGGAGAAGGUGAAACUGGGCGUGUUCCACAUGCCCCACUUCAUCCCGCCCGACUGCCAGAACCUGCUGAAGGGAAUGAUCGAGGUGGACGCCAACAAACGACUCACGCUGGAUCAAAUUCAGAAGCAUGCGUGGUACUUAGCGGGCAAGAACGAGCCGGAGCCCCAGACGCCGGUGCAGCGCAAGGUGGCGAUGCGGUUGCUACCGGCGAUGGAGGAGAUCGACCCGGACGUGCUGGAGAGCAUGCACUCGCUCGGAUGCUUCAGGGACAAGAGCAAGCUCAUCAACGACCUGCUCGCAGAGGAGGACAACCAAGAGAAGACGAUCUACUUCAUGCUUCUGGACCGGAAGGAGCGGUUCCCUAGCCACGAGGACCAGAAUCUCCCUGCCCGCAGUGACGUUGCGGACCCCCCGCGUAAGCGUGUGGACUCCCCCAUGUUGACGCGGCAUAACAAGAGGCGUCCGGAGAGGAAGAGCAUGGAGGUGCUGACGGUCACAGAGGGAGGCUCGCCCGUACCCGUCAGACGAGCCAUAGACCUCUCCAACCACGGCCAGAGGUCGAGGUCUAUCAGCGGAGCGUCUUCGUGUCUUUCCACCAGCCCUCUCAGCAGUCCCAGGCCCGUGCGGCGCUUUUUCGUUCCGCCCCAGUCCCCCGACUUCUGCCAGUCCCCCAACUGCAGUCCCACGCACUCCCCGCGCGGCGGGCCCCCCCGCCUCAACGGCAGCGUGCCCCUCUCCCCCCGGACUCACGCCCCCCACUACGUCGACCCCAAAACACAGACGCUGCCCGCCAAGCCCCGCUCGCCCCACAAGCCCCUGCAGACCACGCGCUCCAACCCCCUGCCCCACACCGGCCCGCCCCCGUCCUCCGCCCAGUCGGAACCCUCCACGCCCGUCUCCCCGUACCAACCCAUGCCCUCGCCCGUCCUCAACAGCCCUCGGGGGGCGCGCCGCUCCCCACUCACGGUGCCCCCUAAGCUUGCCAUGCCGCCGCUGGGCCACCACCACCACCACCACCACCACAAUGCCCCCGGGGGGUCGCCCCUCUCGCCCCUGUCGCCCCUCUCGCCGGUGCGGCUCCACCGGCUGCACCCGGAGCUCACCGCCAAACCUGUGCCCCCCUGCCUCCUGCCCCAGGUCACGCCGCACGGCUCGCCGCGCGCCAGCCCGCUGCCCACGCCCAAGGGUACGCCAGUGCACACGCCCAAGGAGAGCCCGGCGGGCACACCCAGCCCCACCCCGCCGCCCAGCCCCUCGCUGGGGGGGCUGCCCUGGAGGACGCGCCUCAACUCCAUCAAGAACAGCUUCCUGGGCUCGCCGCGCUUCCACCGCAGGAAAAUGCAGAUGCCCACCCAGGAGGAUAUGUCCAGUCUAACGCCAGACUCGUCCCCAGAGCUGGCUAAGAAGUCGUGGUUCGGCAACUUCAUCAGCCUGGAGAAGGAAGAGCAGAUCUUCGUGGUGAUCCGAGACAAGCCUCUGAGCUCCAUCAAAGCAGACAUCGUCCAUGCCUUCCUCUCGAUCCCCAGCCUUAGCCACAGCGUGAUCUCCCAGACGAGUUUCCGUGCGGAGUACAAGUCGUCGGCGGGGCCCGCCGUGUUCCAGAAGCCGGUGAAGUUCCAGGUGGACAUCACCUACACGGAGAGCGGCUGCGCACAGAAGGACAACGGCAUCUACUCUGUCACCUUCACCCUGCUCUCAGGUCCAAGUCGGCGUUUUAAGCGGGUGGUUGAGACCAUUCAAGCACAGUUGCUAAGCACGCACGACCAGCCGGGAGUACAACCAAUCUCUGACCCGUCUCGACGUUCCGAGGGGCACUCGGGCCGACAGUCGAAGACUGGUAGUCCGUUGAGUAACUUCUUUGAAGUAAUUAGGCAGCUUUUCUCAGACGAGAAGCACGCUCACGCUCAGGCAUCGCGCUCCUCCUCCCCAGCCCCCACCCCAGCCGGCACGCCCAGCAAGCAGGGGCCGAACGGCAGCAGGAGGAGGCCCUCAGAGCCCGAGGCCCCCCCGGAGGCCCCCCCCGCGGCCCCCGAGCCGUCUGCCUCUGACUCUAAGAGCCAAGCGGCCAGCAGAGGGACCUGUGUGGACCUAUGA
Molecule: messenger RNA, 3049 nt
Organism: Engraulis encrasicolus (European anchovy)
Lineage: Eukaryota; Metazoa; Chordata; Actinopteri; Clupeiformes; Engraulidae
Product: serine/threonine-protein kinase BRSK2-like
Exons: 21
Coding region: 287-3049 (920 amino acids)
Biological process (GO): microtubule cytoskeleton organization; intracellular signal transduction; protein phosphorylation
Cellular component (GO): cytoplasm
Molecular function (GO): ATP binding; protein serine/threonine kinase activity; tau-protein kinase activity
Source: RefSeq, a predicted model, not a curated record